Molecule: messenger RNA, 747 nt
Organism: Cryphonectria parasitica EP155
Lineage: Eukaryota; Fungi; Ascomycota; Sordariomycetes; Diaporthales; Cryphonectriaceae
Product: phosphoglycerate mutase-like protein
Exons: 2
Coding region: 1-747 (248 amino acids)
Cellular component (GO): cytoplasm
Molecular function (GO): phosphatase activity
Source: RefSeq, a predicted model, not a curated record
AUGCCUCCAACAUUACUCCUCAUACGCCAUGCCGAAGCCUUACACAAUGUGAACCAAGACUACACAAUCCGGGACCCAGGACUCUCUGACCUUGGUCGUGCCCAGUGCGCCGAGCUGAGCCAGGUCCUCCAGGAGAAACUGCCCGAGGAUCUCAAGUCCAACAUCGGCCUGAUCAUCUGCAGCGCCAUGCGCCGCACCUGCGAGACGGCAAUGCUCUCUCUCGGCUGGCUUAUCGAGCGAGGCGUGCCCAUCCAGGCGCACGCGGGCUGGCAGGAGAACUCGGCCAAGCCCUGCGACACUGGCUUGCCUGUCUCCGUGGUGGCCGCUGAGUUUCCCAAGAUCGACUUCAGCCAUGUCGACCCCGUCUAUCCGGACAAGGUCUCGCCCGCUGGCGCCAAGUACAAGUACAAGAAGGAAAAUUUGCUCGCGCGCGCCCAGUCGGACCUUGAGGAGCUGUAUCACCGGCCCGAGAAGGUGAUUGUGGUUGUUUCGCACUCCGGGUUUAUGAGGCAGGCUGUCACGGGGGACCAUUACUUUAAUGCGGACUUUCGAGUAUAUGACUUUGCCGAGAGAGCGCCGGCUGAGGAGGGAGGGCCUCUAAAGUUGACACAGUCGGAACUUACGAAAGGCGCUGGAGGCAUGGGCCGCAGUUGGGACGAGAUCGUGGAGCUUGGAAUCGGGCUCCCGGACGAAGAACUGCCUCCUGGAGCAGACGUGGAGCUGCCCCCGAAUGUUAAGCCGAACUGA